Saccharomyces cerevisiae S288C is the source of this 528-nucleotide messenger RNA. RefSeq lists its product as uncharacterized. The record is from RefSeq and is marked reviewed. The transcript has a single exon. Gene Ontology annotation, cellular component: membrane. Bases 1 to 528 code for a protein of 175 amino acids. NCBI's taxonomy places the organism in Eukaryota, Fungi, Ascomycota, Saccharomycetes, Saccharomycetales, Saccharomycetaceae.
AUGGAUUUGAAAAGGGAUUGGUUACGAUGGAAAAUUACAAUAGGUAGUGGGCCUGGCAGUAUUGUGCUGGAUUUCCCAUCAUUUUUGGUAGGGUGCGUAUUCACAACAAUGAUGGGGCCAAUAUUACAGAAGCUUAUAGGUAAACUUUUGGUAGGUUUAAUAACGGUAUGCAAAUUCUUAGUUAUUAUUGGAAGCAUUGUCUUCGUUAUCGGAGUUGCAUCAAAGAAAUACACAUAUGACGAUUUCAAAGUAAGUAUAAAAAGAUCAGGAGAGCCAGGGGAAUCACAUGAUAUGAGGACUGAACCAAAAAGAACUGCGAAAACGGCAACUGUUCCAAUGGAGAAAGACGAGGGCGUAGGUUCUUAUAAUUAUUUUGAAAUACCUAUAACGAAAGAAACAUCUACAAUUCCUUAUAUUAAUUGUGAUGGCACGAGCUCACUUAGAAAGCCACCCAACGGUCCAUCAAGCGUAGGCUUAUCUAACUCCAACAGAUACGAAAAUUUUAUAAACAUGGCACGACAUAAAUAA